CGCAAAACCCCCCAAAACAACCGGACUUCGGUCCGAGCGGCGUUGGUUCGUCUCCCCGACGGUAGGUGGCCGCCGUGUCCACGCCCGACAGAACCCCACUCCCAAGGCUUCCUGACAAGUUGGCAGCUCCGCAUUAUCUAAGCAGUCAAAUCGCCCUCUCAAGCCUCGAGUCUUUCUGGUAAAAAGCCAAGAACGAGGAGCGGCAACCUCCCGGAAAACAGCGCACUCUUUGAUUCCGUGGCAGGAUUCCUUGAUUUUUUUUUUACAGAAACCACCAGUGGCGCCGUUUCUCCGCGCGAGCCGCCAAAGUGUCCUCCGGACUGACGUUUCGUGAAGAAAAAAAAAAACCGGAGUCAGGUGUGCGCAAACGGGAACGCCGUACGCUAUUGGCGCAGGCUGACGCGGAAAAGGGAAUAAUAGCCGGUGACUGCGUGUUUUUUCCCUUUUUUUUCUCUCCCCCGGUGGGAGAAGCGUCCGAGGGGUUGGGCCGGAUCCUGUGGAAAACGCUGCCUCCGUUCAGCUGCUUUCCGCACCGGGGGUUCGGGAGUCGUCCGGCGGACGGCACGCACAAGCUGCCGACCACAACGACAGAUUUGAACGGCUCUUCUCGUUCAUCACCCCCCCCCACCACCACCACCACCCCCACCACCUCCAGCGACGCCGCUACGCUUCUUUGGAUAGAAGUCAUCACGACGUGGGAAAUGUACCCACGCUGAAUUGAAACUGCCACGGCGCGUGACGGACGACGCGUUGCGAUUACGCGGAGGGAGCCGGGCGAAGGCAGUCGGGUUCUCCCAGUGGGGGCUUUGCAGAGCGACAUCGAUGGCAUGCAUCAGCCGCCCCGCACCCGGGCGAGCCCCCUGACGUCCGCGGAUCCAUUCAUCGCACCCGCCGCAAUGACGUCCUUACGGUUAUCAUAAUAAUUGUAUCGGAAAAAGGCAUUUGCGAGUAACCCCCCCCCCCCCCCAAACAACCUCUGGGCCGGGGGAAAGUGAGGCUGGGGGCGUCCGCAGUCGGACGGAAAUGGGCGCGCGAGCGGGACCGAUGCAGCGGCUCCUGGCGAAGCACCGCGUAAACACAGGGCAGUGAUGCCUGGCAUGGUGAUGUUUCGGCGGCGCUGGUCAGUCGGCAGCGAUGACCUGGUGCUGCCCGCCCUCUUCCUCUUUCUAUUGCACUGCAUCUGGCUGGUGGUUCUGUCCGUGGUGCUGUUCGGCCUCCCGUAUGGCUCCCAGGAGCCCUGCUCUGUGACGCUAGUGGACCAUGGCCGAGGGUACCUGGGCAUCCUGGUCAGCUGCCUUAUCUGUGAGAGCGCCAUCAUGUGGUUGAGCAUGAGGGGCAGCAUCCUGUAUACGCAGCCCAGGGAAGCAGUGCAGUAUGUCAUCUACAUACGGCUAGCUAUUCUGUUGGUAGAGCUAGUGUAUGCUGUGGUGGGAAUCUCCUGGCUUGUCCAGUAUUAUCAGCCAUGCUCUGAUGUCACUGCCAAAAACCUGGCUUUGGGAAUCGUUGCAUGCAACUGGCUGGUCAUUUUCAGCGUCUGCGUUACCCUCACGUGCACCUUCGAUCCUACGGGGCGGACUUUUGUCAAACUGAAAGCCACCCGUCGGCGUCAGCGCAACCUCACAACAUACACACUCAGGCACCGGCUGGAGGAAGGUCAAGCCAGCAGCUGGAGCAGGAGACUCAAGUUCUUCAUGUGCUGCACAAGAGCCCAGGACACACAAUCCGAUGCGUAUUCAGAAGUGGCCAGCCUUUUUGCAGAGUUCUUCAGAGACCUGGAUAUUGUGCCUAGCGAUAUUAUUGCUGGCCUGGUACUUCUCCGCCAGAGGCAGAGGUCUAAGAGAUCUUCUAUCCUGGACCAGGCCAACAAUGACAUCUUAGCCUUCCUGUCUGGAAUGCCUGUCACUCGUAAUACUCGUUACCUGGACCUUAAGAAUUCGACCGAGAUGAACAUGUACAAGGACGUGUGUUAUUACAUGCUCUUUGCGCUGGCUGCGUACGGUUGGCCCAUGUACCUAAUGAGGAAGCCCGCCUGUGGGCUGUGCCGCCUGGCCAGCUCCUGCCCCUGUACUUCAGUUUCUAGCUCCCGGUUGUCUCAAUCUGUGACAGUGGAGGAGGACAACUGCUGCGGCUGUAAUGUCCUGGCCAUACGGAGACACUUCCUGGAUAGGGACCUCAAGCAGGUUCAGAUUGUCUACACAUCCUGCCACGAUGCAGUCUACGAGACCCCGUUUUUUGUGGCAGUGGAUCAUGCAAAAAAGAAGGUGGUCAUCAGUAUCAGAGGAACCUUAUCGCCAAAGGACGCCUUGACUGAUCUAACGGGGGAUUCUGAACGUUUGCCUGUGGAGGAGCAGCACGGGACCUGGCUUGGCCACAAGGGGAUGGUUUACUCAGCAGAAUACAUUAAGAAGAAACUGGAGCAGGAAAUGAUCUUGUCACAAGCCUUUGGAAGAGACUUGAACAAAGGCACAAUGCGCUACGGGCUGGUGAUUGUCGGCCAUUCUCUUGGUGCAGGCACUGCUGCUAUCCUCUCCUUCCUGCUGCGACCUCAGUACCCCACACUUCACUGCUACUCUUACUCUCCACCUGGUGGCCUUUUUAGUGAGGAUGCCAUGGAGUACUCCAAAGACUUUGUCACAUCGGUGGUAUUGGGAAAAGACCUGGUACCAAGGCUCGGCCUGUCACAACUGGAGGGCUUCCGACGCCACCUUCUGGAAGUCUUGCAGAAAAGUAACAAGCCAAAGUGGAGGAUAAUUGCGGGAGGCACCAAAUGCAUCCCCAAAUCAGAGCUUCCAGUAGAGGCCGAUGACCCGCAGUCACAGCCGGCAGCCCCCCCCAGCAGUCGCAUGUGGCUCCACCCGAGUGACCUCAGCAUUGCCCUUUCAGCCUCCACCCCCCUUUAUCCUCCUGGCAGGAUCAUCCAUGUGGUGCACAACCAUCCUCCAGAGAUGUGCUGCGGCCAGGAGGAGCCAACCUACUCGGCUCUAUGGGGGGACAACAAGGCCUUCAAUGAGGUCAUCAUAUCACCCGCCAUGCUUAAUGAGCACAUGCCCCAUAUGGUGAUGGAGGGCCUUAACAAGGUGCUGGAGAACUACAACAAAGGGAAAACUGCUUUGCUGUCAGCAGCCAAGAUCAUGGUGAGCCCCACUGAAGUGGACUUGAACCCGGAGAGCAUGUUCGUGGACACGUCAACGACUCAGCAGCCGACGCCUACAGCCCACCACCUCAGGAACAGCAGCGUUCGACAAAAACCAUUGUUACGUUCGUGUGCCCAGUCUGAAAUUUCCCUGGACGGUUUCGCCGAGUGCCCGCCUCCGCCGGUGCCCGUGGUGCUGCGCGGCGCGCGGGAGCGCCUGACCGUGGAGCUGAGGGACCGCAAAGCCCCGCUGGCGAUCAUGGAGAGCCUCUCGGACGCCGAAUCCCUCUACAGUCUGGAUUCCCGACGCUCUUCGGCUGCUCUGAGGGGUUCGCCGAUGCUGAGUAGCCUCCCGUUCCCUCUGGACGCCCCGAUCCCCGAGGAGAACCCGUCUCUGAGCUCUCGCACUGAGCUACUGGCCGCCGACUGCCUCUGCCAGGAAACACCGGAGCACCUCGGGGAGGUGGGGCCCUUCUUCGACCCGCUGGAAUCCAGAUCCACCCCGGAUUACUCCAUGCGGCUGUCUCCCACCACGUCUCACUACAGCGGACACCAUUCCCCGGCGCUGCAGAACCAGAGCGGCUCGGCUCGGCCCUUCAAGCCGGAGCCCAACGCCAACCAACAAAGAAUUCUCGAUGGGGAUCACCAACAAAUGCCCGGCGUCUACAGCCCGGGGAGCACGCCCGUCUUUCCGCUCAGCCCGCAGAUUGGUUCCAGACCAGCGGAUGGAGAUAAUGAAGAUUGGGAGCUGGAGAUGGCGGAGAAACAGGUAUGUGCAGAGGCCAGACCGGUAGCUUCCUCUCCACCCCAGCUGUCCAACGGCAACCCCAGCCAGGCCGUGCUGGAGUUCGCUCAGUACCUAGACUCUCUAUUCAGACUGGACGGCAGCAGCUCGCCACCUUUGGAGCUGUCUGACGGGGAGUCCGAGUCGGGCCGGGGCUCCUUUGGACAGGGAGAGUGUCUCGGAGAUGGACAGCCACUGGACGACAAACAACUCCUGGCCAGGGCAACAACGGAGCCCAACCUGGUCCCCAAGCCCCCACGCACUUUUGCCGGAUCUGCUGACCCGUCUUCAGGCAUCUCUUUGUCCCCCUCUUUCCCCCUCUCGUCGUCCGAGGAGCUCAACGACCUUUCCCCUGGCGAGGGCGCCCUGCCGGCCACGCACUCCCUACGAACCUCUAGCCCGUGCCACUGUCCUGAAGAGAACACGCUGUCAUCUAUGGUGUAGUGUGCUCCCGAGACUCCGAUGUCCUUUGCUCAAGGGUGACGGGUGCAGUCAUUUAAAAAUGUAAAACAUAUCACAGUAGGUGCAUGCGACGGAAGGCAUUCACUCAUUAGAGAUCCAAUGACGGGACCUGGCGGACCGACACGCAAGCUGAUUCCAUUCUUCAGGUGAUGCCAGUGAACGCUGUUUAUAGCAUUUUCACACGAUUGCAAUGACUCGGAAAAAGAAGAUACCUCUGUCUGCAUGCCACUGGGCCGCACUGCUUUCGGGUGAAUGCAAGUAACUGUAGCUUCACAACGCCAUUCCAAAACAACGCCGUCUCGCCCACGCGAGGACGCGUCACAUCAGAGCCCCGAACUGAACGAAGUCAAAGAGAAUACAUAACUGAGCAGGGGCUCAAAGCGGACAGCGUAGAGGAGGUUAGCAUAGGCACAUCAUCUGGGUUGGUCCGGCACCCUCAGCAGCUCUGGACAUUUCGUCCAGCUUUUAUUUCAUUUUUUUUUUUUUUUUAAAUCAGGAAUGUGAAGAUGAACAUAUUCAUCAAACAAUAGAAGUGAGAAGACUUUGUGAAAUGUUCCUCAGGUCUACAAAGAAUUGACUUGUGAGAAAGAGAGUAAGUGUGUUACGUUGGUGAGAAUUCAUGUGUCUUAAAAAUGUAGUGAUUGUGACAAAGUUAUUACGGAAGCCUAUGGAUGUUUUUUGAGUCUUUUGGUUACUCUUUAUAGUGCAUGAAGUUUUUUCUUUUUUUCCAGAGAAAAUGUCAAGAAACCACGUAGGAUUUGGAUACUCCUGCCCACAUCAUAUUGCUCAAUUUACCACCAAAAUAUUUGCCAAAAAAAGAAAUACAUAGUAUGCCAAAUGUAUUUAUGAGCUGUAGUUUUGUACACGUAUAGAGAUACUGCUUUAUUUACACGAGCUAAGUUCAUUACCUCCUUCCCUUUCUGUUGGUUCCCAUGUAGACUGUUACACAGCAACACCAAGGGGGAAAAAUGCUGUCCUGACCUUUAAACACUGCCAUGGCUUUCAUUUGGAAAAACACAACCUCAGUAACUUGCCAACAGUCGUCCCAGUCUCAUAACUACUGUACCGUUGUUUGUGCAGCGCUCUUAGCAGUGAGCCCAGGUCAGAGUAAGCAUGCUUUAUGCAUUUCACAGUAGCACGGCUGGUAUAGAAAUGUCCUUUAGUUAUAGUCAAUAUGAUCUAAACAUGUUUAGAGAUAAUAAUAAUAUAUGUAAACUCAAACAUUAUACAUGCUUAUAAAAUGCCUGGGUCACCAGACAGGAGCAAACUGUACUCUUAAGAAUGUCCCGGGAUCUCGUGUCUUUAGUUCUCAAGGUGCUCUCAGUCAUCUUGGACGUCCAGGUGUUUGCUUCCCUUUAAUGUGGUUCAUCUCAAACACCCUCGAUGGACUCAAUGAAUGAAUGAAUGGGCUCAAACCUCACAUAUGCCAACUCUGAUACCGUACGUGGCAUACAAUCUUCCAUAUCACUCUGGGUGUAACCGGUGGCUCACAAUUUGCAUUAUUUAUUACAGUUAAUGUUGUUAUCAAUUUUAUUGCUAUAUUUGAUGGUAUUAUUAUCCUUAUUGCUCUUGCAACACAUUGGUUUGAUGUUAGUGGUUUUUAAUCUCAAUUUUUUUUAAGGACAGUGUGGGAAACUUUUUAGACUUUAUCCAAAUGUAAGGAGUUGUAUAUUUCAGCUUUUUUUUCUGUCCGAGUUGAAAGUUAUUUGACAGUCUUCAAUGGCAUGGUGACGAUACGCCCUUUUUACAAAUGUUUGAUGGUGGUGGGACGUGGAGCACAGAGGGGCAGCUUGCUCACAGCGACCUCUGGUGCUGCGCCGCCAUCGCGCCUGGAGUCACCAUAGUAAUCAGCACAGUCUCUCUUUUCGGAUUAAGAUAUGUUGUGAUUACUCGCGGCAGACAGUUCCAGACAGUUUACAGUCUUACACUAUUCAAGUCAUGCUGCCGGUCCCAGUAGACUCUCACAAGGUACACUUGCGGUUGUGCUGGCGAUUUCCUACUUUUGGUAACUUUGCUUGCAGCCGGUCAUAAACUAAAACACUGCUAAAAGAAAGCACUAUAAUACUUUUUACCAUGAUGUGUACAGCACCAUGUUCUACGUGUAAUUAUGUAUGCAGAUAUCUAUUUAAAAAAAAGAUGAAUUAGAAUCACGCAGGAAACAACUAUAUAACAAUAAGGAGGUGAUGAAUAUAUUAAAAGAUGUCAGAAUUGACUUUAUCCGAAAGUUAUUUAUUCAAACUAUUGGCAGAUUUACAAAUUGGUCUAUAUUGAAAGAAGAAGAAUUCAACUGUGUCUUGUCCAUAUUUACCUGGUUUGCUUCCUCUCCUUUCCUGCCCCACAAUGAGAAUGUAUUAACCCCCCCCCCCCCCCCACUGCCCUGCCUGUAAUAGAAUAAACUACAAACCAUAAAAGUAA
Gasterosteus aculeatus aculeatus (three-spined stickleback) is the source of this 6794-nucleotide messenger RNA. RefSeq names its product diacylglycerol lipase, alpha (gene dagla). The record is from RefSeq and is a predicted model, not a curated record. Lineage: Eukaryota; Metazoa; Chordata; Actinopteri; Perciformes; Gasterosteidae. Gene Ontology annotation, biological process: retrograde trans-synaptic signaling by endocannabinoid; arachidonate metabolic process; diacylglycerol catabolic process. Gene Ontology annotation, molecular function: lipoprotein lipase activity. Gene Ontology annotation, cellular component: dendrite membrane; postsynaptic membrane; cytoplasm.